AGGGAGCGUUACUCGGUCUGGGAGCGUGUGCUGGGCGCGGGGGUUGGUGGGGUCGGUAGAGGGAGCCUGACGUGUUGUGCUUGCCCCCAGGAGAGGGCGGGUUGCCCUUCGUCCUCCGAUGCCGACAGCGCGGACACGGACGGGGGCGAGGCCGGGCCCAGCGACCCCCGGGACAUCGACCAGGACAACCGCAGCAGCUCGCCCAGCCUGGCCAGCACAGGCCGAGGCCCGGCCGACUCGGACACCUCCUCGCCCUCGCCCUCCUCCCCCUCGCCCUCCUCCCCCUCGCCCUCCUCCUCCUCCUCCUCCUCCACCUCGCCCGGGCCACCGCCCGCCCUCCAGCCCCUGGGCCGCCUGCCCCGGCUCCCCGCCCUCCGGCCCCGCCCGCCCGAGCUCGGCCUGCCCGUCCCGGGCUCCGGCCCCGCCUGGGGGCCCCCCUUCCCUCCCCGGGCCCAGGCGCCGCCUGCCGGAGGUGCCCGGGGGCCGGCCUUCCCUCCCCCGCCCCCGCCGCCGCCCUCGCCCGGGGGGCCCGCCCUGGGCCAGGCCUCGGGCCUAGCUACUCAGGCCUCAGGCCUGGCGCCACAGGCUUUGGGCCUAGCUACUCAGGCCUCUGGCCUGGCGCCACAGGCUUUGGGCUUAGCUACUCAAGCCUCUGGCCUGGCUCCACAGGCUUUGGGCCUAGCUACUCAGGCCUCUGGCCUGGCACCACAGGCUUUGGGCCUAGCUACUCAGGCCUCUGGCCUGGCGCCACAGGCUUUGGGCCUAGCUACUCAGGCCUCUGGCCUGGCUCCACAGGCUUUGGGCCUAGCUACUCAGGCCUCAGGGCUGGCGCCACAGGCUUUGGGCCUAGCUACUCAGGCUUCAGGGCUGGCGCCACAGGCUUUGGGCAUAGCUACUCAGGCCUCAGGGCUGGCGCCACAGGCUUUAGGCCUAGCUACCCAGGCCUCAGGCCUAGCUCCACAGGCUUUAGGUCUCGCCUCCCAGGCCUCUGGCCUCGCUCAGCAGGCUUUGGGCCUAGUUACUCAGGCCUCUGGCUUGGCUCCGCAGGCUUUAGGCCUAGUUACUCAGGCCUCUGGCUUGGCUCCGCAGGCUUUGGGCCUAGUUACUCAGGCCUCUGGCUUGGCUCCACAGGCUUUGGGCCUAGUUACUCAGGCCUACCCGUCCUCUUCCUCUGCCUCCUCUUCCUCCUCCUCCUCCUCCUCCUCAUCUGUCAAGGCCUACCCCUCGCCAGGCCAAGGGGCCUACGGACAGCAGCUGACCCCGCACUACCUCAGCCCCCCCGGGCCCGGCCCGCAGGUCGCUCCUGCGGCCUACCCGCUGCCUGGGCCCGGGCUCCAGGCCUCACGCCAGGCGGCGUUCCCGUUCCCGGGCUCCCCGGCCUCCUCGCCGUCCCCUUCCUCCAGCUCCUCGUCCUCCUGCACACCAGGCAAGGCCUGCGCCCCCAGGGCCCAGGCCGAGGGGCCUGACGCCCAGCACUCGGAGGGAGAGUCGGGGAGCCCCGUGCUGCCGAGCCCCUCCCCUGAGCCCAGAGUAGUGGACACUGCCAGUCACGCCAGUCAGUCUGCCAGGUACCGCAGCCCUCCCUCAUCCUCACUCUCUCCCUCCCUCCAUCCU
Chiloscyllium plagiosum (whitespotted bambooshark) is the source of this 1614-nucleotide messenger RNA. Lineage: Eukaryota; Metazoa; Chordata; Chondrichthyes; Orectolobiformes; Hemiscylliidae. The record is from RefSeq and is a predicted model, not a curated record.